Megalopta genalis is the source of this 862-nucleotide messenger RNA. The record is from RefSeq and is a predicted model, not a curated record. Lineage: Eukaryota; Metazoa; Arthropoda; Insecta; Hymenoptera; Halictidae.
CCUGUUUGGUGCGACUUCUCGGGGAACACUGGAACGUCAGUUUGCCUCGCGAUUUCGUCGAAUUAUGCUUCCGGCGGGCCGGACGGAGACACGUUCCAUUUGCCGAGGACAUUAGCGGCUUAGAAAGAGGGCAGAGCGAACCGAGAUGCAGGAGUAUCGAUAGCUAACCUAGCCGAGUACGAUGUCAGUCGGGACGAAAGUCAGCGAGACGACCACUUGCACAUCGGAGUCUGACGACGGAGAUUACGAGACGUCCAGCGAGGGCCAUAUCCGUCCCACCAAAGGGAAAUCGACCGGCGUCGAUUCUGCGGCGUUGUUACGUUCGGAAUGCGAUAGGGCAGGUCCAAGAUCGGAGGCAGAAGAGUCGGCGAAUACAUCGAGUAGAAGAUCUUCGUUGAUCAAGUCCGAGUCCAUGCCGUUGCUGACGAAGUCAUACUCCAACGAAGAGGACAUCGACUCGGGACAGGUGGUGCAGACGUCCGAGUCGUCCUUGGCUCGUCAGAGGAAGAUCAAGGUGAUCGUGGCGAAGAUGGCGCCACUGUUGUCCCCGUGGUCCAACCUGAGCUUCGCUACCUCGGUCGCUUCGAAGACUAACGUGAACGACGAGGCCAGAAAAGUGGAGUCCAAGAUGACGAUUCUCGAGGUGAUUCGGAGUCUAAAAACAUUAGAUAGCAGGCGUUUUUCGCGACUGUUUCUUUGCAGCGUCUUUUUUGCGAUGAUCAUGAUGAAACAGCUGGGGUCAACUGGUACCCAAUGACCUAUAAUACCCUAAUCUUCACUUGACAUCGAUUUUAGGACACAGAAAGUAGGCCAUAUUUGCGAAUUUUUUGCAGCGAAACUAGGCGACCUAGAUCCAAAAUUC